UUCUUCAUUAAGAAAUGUCAUCGAAAGAUGUUUUGGAGUUUUAAAGAAAAGAUUCCCAAUUAUAGCCGGUGACACAGAACCUUAUUAUUCAUUUGAAACUAUGCGAGACAUUUUUUUGGCAUGUUGCAUACUGCAUAACUUUUUAAUGGGUGUCGAUGUUGAUCAGUCUAUAAUUGAUGCGGUUGAUCGAGAAUUGCUACAAGAACAAAGCAUAGAUAGAUCACAAUCAAAUCAACCACGUGAUGAGGAAUAUAGGCAUGCAUCGUUGUUAAGAGAUAACAUUGCAUUCGAAAUGUGGAAUGUGUAUCAAUCAUUAUAGGUUACGUAAUGCCGAAUAAGGGAAAUAAAACAGCAGAAGCCAAUCAACCUUCGAAAGACAACUUAAGAUGGUUUGAUGAUAUGGAUGAAGUUUUGCUAAAUGCAUUAGCAGAGGAAGCAUCGAAAGGUAAUAGGCAUGAUGGCUCGUGGACAACUGAAGCAUAUGCCAAUGUUGUCAAGACUUUGAGCAUAGCAAUAGGCCCUCACAUAACAAAGAAUCACAUAAAGAAUAGAAUGAAGACAUUGAAAGAUCAUUUUGCUGAGGCAUAUGACUUAUUUCAUCACUUAAGUAGAUUUGCAUGGAAUCCUGUAACUAGAAAGUUUGAAGCUGAAGAGGAAGUGUGGCAAGACUUCAUUAAGGAGAAACCACAAGCAGAAAAAUAGAAAAAAAAUGCAAAUUAAGCAUUAUGAUACUUUGAAGGAGUUGUUCGGAGCUGAUAGAGCUACUGGUAAAGGGGCUGCUACGUCACGAGAAAGGAUUCAAGAAAUUGAUAGAGAUCACAUUGAUUUGAAUGACUCAUUUGAAAACAUUGGAUUUUCUGACAAAGAUGUUAGUAGGGGACAUGAUACUCCAACGUUUUCUGCUAAUUUAGAUUCACCAAGUGCUCCUCAUAGUCAACCAAAUCAAUUAGGUGGGACUUCGACGUCAAGAGGAACAAAGCGUAAGUCUCCUAUGAAUGAUUUUUUAGAGGCACAAUAUGAGAAAGUUGCUUUGGAAAUUACUACCAUGGCCGAUGCUGUCAAAGAGGGUACUUAUCUAUCUACUAAGCUACAUGACGUAGCUCAGAGGCAGGUUGAAUCAGCUGAGAGACAAGCUUCUGUGGCUGAAAGGCAAGUUUCGGUUGUCGAAAAGCAAGUCUCGUUAAUUGAAAGACAAGUUGCAAUUGCUGAAAAAGGGUUGGCUAUUAUGCAACAAAGUAGGCCUCGCCUUUAUAGCGAAUCAGAUGUAUGGGAUAUGUUGACUGACUUGGGUCUGAUAGGUUCAGCUUGGAUGCAGUGUUAUCAGUUUUUAUGUGAAAAUGAGCAGAAAAAGCGCCAAAUUUUUGGGAUCCCACCUGAAAUGCGAUUGGAUGCUCUUUUUCAUUUCAUGACAGCUGCAGGUGUUCGCUUGGGAGAUAUGGUACUUUCUUAAAACAUUAACCAU
Messenger RNA from Arachis ipaensis, 1462 nucleotides. Lineage: Eukaryota; Viridiplantae; Streptophyta; Magnoliopsida; Fabales; Fabaceae. The record is from RefSeq and is a predicted model, not a curated record.